UAAUAUUCUUUUUUAAUUAAUUAAACUACAGGAACCUUUCAUCUUUAAUCAAGUAAAGCCUUGACUGAAAGUUAAAGAAAUAGAAAUUAUUACAAAACAAUUGCAAUAUAAAACUGGGCUAAAGAAAACUAAACUGAUCAAUGAUCUCAAGGAAUUGAGGACAUGAUGGUUAAAAUGGUUUCCUCUGUCCGACCAUCUGAUUGGAUAACAGGAUCUGUUUCCUCUGCAGGAUGUUGUCUCCAUCCACCACUUGUCUCCCCACCUCCUCCUCCCCUCCUCCACCCCCUCGGACGGUGACCUCUGACCAUCAUUACAUUACCAUGGAAACCUACUGGAGAGAAGUGCAGAGUAUUGAGGAGGAGAAGGAGGGAGACGAAGAAGAAGAAGAAGAAGAAGAAGAAGAGAGGAGGAGCAUGGACGAGGUGGAAGUGGAGGAGGCGUGGCUCAUGGAGGCAGGGUUAUCCUCUCUGGUAACAGGCUCCUCGUCAGAAGAGGCAUCACCGCCACCAGCCGAAGUACUGCUGUCAACACUGACACGGCAACAAGCCGCUACAGUGAGAAAGAGGCUGGACAACUACAAUGAGACGCUGAAGACCAGGAACAGGCAGCCAAUCAGAGAUGUCCGGGACAUCUUCACUGAGUUUGUGCCUGACAAUGACUCGGCAGACAGAAGUGCUUCUCCUCCCACUCACCGUGCUGAGUCACCACCAAGUCGAUACCACACCACCACCAAAACCAUUCGCCGAAACACUCACAGAGUUCGCCCAACUCUGCCAACGCUUGUUUUUGAGGAUCAAUUGCCUGAACACCCAUCAUCCCCAACAAACACACUCUCACCGACAAACACAGAGUUUCCAACACACACUCCUUCUCCGCCUCACACACACUCGAGACGAGCUGACUGGCUGCUGCGGGACUCUCCAUACUCAGAGGGCGUGGCUGAGCACAAACGGGGCGGGGCUUGUUGGGACUGUCUGCGUUUCCAUGGAGAUGGCAGUGGUGACCUGCCGUUUUUACCCAUCUCACCUUCUGAGGGGCUCACCUGGGCAGACGACCUGUCAUCACGUGACAUCAUCCGUCUUGGCUUCAUCUCUCACAUCGAGCUCUCCACCUUCUUGCUCACUCUGGGUGUCCAAACCAAAUGCACCCGCCCACCGCGUGUCAGGAGCAGGGACAGUGGUGUGUUCGGGGUUCCUCUGAACUCGCUGUUAGAGAACGACAGAAAGAAGUUUCCUGGGGUCAAAGUUCCUAUUGUCUUCCAGAAGUUGUUGUGUAUUUUAGAGACUGGCCUGCAGACUGAAGGGAUACUGAGAGUACCAGGAUCAGCUGCUAGACUGAAGUACCUGCGUAGAGAGUUAGACAGGUGUUGCGGAGGGUUUGACUGGUCUGCAGUGAGACAGGUGGAUGCUGCAGGUCUGCUGAAGCUCUUCAUCAGAGAGUUGCCAACACCUCUGCUGACACACACACAUCUGUCGACCUACCGCUCUGUGCUGGGUAUCUCCUCUGUGGUCCAUCAGGUUCAAGCUCUGCAACUGCUGUCGCUGUUGCUUCCUGAAGCGAACAGAGAAACACUCAGAGCCCUGCUGAUCUUCCUGCGUAAGGUUGUCUCUCAUCAGGACCAGAACAGGAUGUCUCUGAGGAAUGUUUCUAUGGUAAUGGCGCCCAACCUGUUCCCCUGCUGUCAUCCAGGCAACAAGCGCCCUUUCACCAAGCAACGGGAGGAGAUGGAAGAGGCGGUGGGUGGAGCUCACCUGAUCCGUCUAAUGGUCACGCACCAGGACCUGCUGUGGACUGUCCCCAGCUUCCUGCUGUCCCAGGUGAGACACAUGAACCAGGCAUCCAAUCAGAAACAACACGGCCUGACCAAGACAAAAAGAAGACUGCUGGGGAGGAAGAACGACAAGAACGACAGAAACCAGAUCCCAGAGCUGUGUGACGGGGUCAUCAGGGUUCAUGCCCCCCUGAACACCAAGGUCUCCAUGGCGAUACAACUUGAUGGACAGACCAGAGCCAAAGAUAUCACUGCCCGUUUUGAGUGUGACAACAGUCAUGUUCAGCGUUUGUAUGAAGUCGGAGGAAACAUCACUGAGCGCCGUCUCCAUCCGGACUGCCUGUUGUUGGAUGUCUACAGGGUGAAUCCUCACUGUGAUUGGCUGAUCAAACCCUGACACGCAGCCUGUCUCACCUCUGGCUGAGUGUCUGUCUCUCAUGUCCCACACAGCCUGUCUCACCACCUCUCAGAAGUGUGACAGCUGGUCUCACCACUAACCUGUGGGACAGUUUAACUGACACCUUACAGAUGUGCGUCAUCAUGGUGACAGCAGUGGCAUCACAUCCUUAUUCAAGUUUUAAAACACAAACUGUUUCGUCACAGAUGACCCAGCAGGGACCUCGUCUUCCUCUCUGUUAGCUGCUCUACUUCCUCAUCAGUUCAAAUGCAGUUGAUGUAAAAACUUGCUGGUAUUAAA
This is a messenger RNA of Scatophagus argus, 2468 nucleotides long. RefSeq names its product Rho GTPase activating protein 28 (gene arhgap28). Gene Ontology annotation, biological process: regulation of actin filament polymerization; negative regulation of stress fiber assembly; signal transduction. Gene Ontology annotation, cellular component: cytoplasm. NCBI's taxonomy places the organism in Eukaryota, Metazoa, Chordata, Actinopteri, Scatophagidae. Gene Ontology annotation, molecular function: GTPase activator activity. Bases 231 to 2168 code for a protein of 645 amino acids. The record is from RefSeq and is a predicted model, not a curated record. The transcript is spliced from 14 exons.